Pleuronectes platessa (European plaice) is the source of this 1516-nucleotide messenger RNA. RefSeq lists its product as uncharacterized. Bases 137 to 1117 code for a protein of 326 amino acids. The transcript has 5 exons. Lineage: Eukaryota; Metazoa; Chordata; Actinopteri; Pleuronectiformes; Pleuronectidae. The record is from RefSeq and is a predicted model, not a curated record.
UUUCCUCAGUUUUUCUUCUCAAAGCUGAUCGCUACAGUGAAACAUUUCAGACUGCUCAGCUCCCUGCUGUGUCUGUUUGCUGUUGGGUGAAGAAGAGGAGUUGGUCUCAAAGCUGAAGGCUGAACACUGACCAGACAUGGAAGCUGUAGUUGGACUGUUGGUGAUGCUACUUGCAGUCUCCCAUGGUGUGGAAACCACAUGUGAUGUCAGACAGAAGGAUGGAGCUCAGUGUUACGGAGCUUUGGGAGGAACUGUGGAUCUGCAGCUGAUGGAUCGGGCGGCAGAAAUAUUUUCCAUUACAAAAAACACCACAACGAUAUUGCGCUGGAAAAAUAAUAAAAUUUCUCCGAAUAUAAAGGCAGACAAAUACUCCUUUACUCCUAGUGAUGGAAUGCUUAGGAUCUCUAACCUGAUAAGAUCUGACACAGAUGAUUAUACACUUCAAAUACGUAAUUCAGAUGGAGCUCUUUUAGAAAAUCGGACUCUACGAUUGUCUAUUCAAGCUCCUGUGUCGUCUGUCCGACUGGUCCCUGAGUGUCUGUCCCAGGGAGAGAUGAGGGUGUCCUGCUCCUCUGAGGGAGGGGACAGUCCUCAGUACAGCUGGACUCUGGAUGGACACACACUGACAGAAGACAAGCUGCUCUCUGGAAAUCACGAGACUGACAGCAUCACUCUGAGACAGGACGUCGAGGGAGUUCUGCGCUGCUCAGUCAAUAACCACGUCAGUCAUUUUGAGAAGUACCAGAGAAUAUUUACCUGUGUCUUCAUCAACUGCACUGAUUCUAAUGAGAGACGCAUAACACAGUGGGUGUUUGCAGCCACUAACACACUGUGCGUUGAGCCGACCACAGACACUACUGUGGGUAAGAAGACUGCUGUCACAGUGUCACUUAAUCCUUCCAUUAGUAUCACAUCCUCCAAUCAAACUGUGACCUCCUCCUUCAGAGAUGAGCCCUGGUUCAUUAAUCCCUCCCUCAUAUGUGGACUGCAAACAGCUGUGGCAGCUCUGUUGUUCAUUGGGAUCGCCGCCUAUUUUGCUUGGAGGAAAAAUAAAUCCCAGAGAGCUGAGGGCUCUGCCGUGCCACAAGAGAGGGAGGAUCCAGAGACCUCUGUUUAGAUGGUUGAAAAGAGAAGUUCUGCUCUUGAACCCAAAACUUCCUCAAAAUGACAUUUUGCUUCGCCUCGCUUGCUGUAAUGGCUCAAUUUCUUUGUGGGUGUAAAAAUAAUUUCUUAUCGUGUCGACAGCUGCUCUACACUUGUGUAUUUUCAGCGCGAGGAAGUAUCAGCAGCAGUGAUCAUCACAGAACAAAAAACAUAUUAACUGUAAAUGUGCAAAGGCAUUUUUAAUGUUUUAAGAAUUUUCGUGUUUGAAAAUCUGUUCAUACUAAAUCAUAAAAUGUGUCACUAUUUGUAGAGGGCUUCAUAUUAGCUGUACAACUGAGAGUGAUGCCAUUUGAAAGUGACCGUUUUAUCAUUUUUACAUAUUAUUGCAUUAAUUAAAAACAUUGCAUAUCAA